UUUAUGAGGAAAAAAAGGGGUUAGCUUAAUGUGGUAUUAUCAUGUAUAACCCGACUAGACAGGUGUGAAGACCUGGCGCGUGAGUCAAAGUUAAUCAGCCGAGUGUUGGUCGAUUGCAUUACGUGUAGCUAAGAAAUUUAGAAGGGGCAAUGCUGAAGGAAGUUCUGUUAUUUUGGGAGUUCAUAUGCUGUUCCGUUCAAUGCGUGGUAGCACUAGCUUUGUGGGUGACAGUUCCCUGCUCUUUGUGAUGUAAAUAGUACGCGCUACGAGUGACUGUCGUUCAAAUUUGCUCGCACCGUGGUCAGAAGUCACGUCGCUCUAAAAAAAAAAAGUAAUAUUAUUUAAAAAAAGCACAUCACAUGGUAGUCAGAGGUCAAGAUCUAAAAAGAGUACAUUACAUCUGAUUUGCAAGUGGUGAAUGGGUGAGGAAGUAACGAUUCCUGUUUCGUGUUUUGACCAGUUUGUAGUGUUGACAUAGACUUCGCGCAUUACAACAACACGCAACAAUAAGAUGAAGAACCCGAAAGUCGUUAUCCCAAAAAUGGUAAAAAAAAUGUUCAAACGAAGGUCCGAUAUUGUUAUGCAUUGUAUAAAUUGACCCCUGAACUGCCGGAGUUUUAUGAUGAUGAUGAGUCAGGUUUCCUUGCGAGUGCAGUCUGCUGAGAUUUUCUGUCAGUACCUCGUAUUAUGUCCGAUUUAUCCAAGAUAUUUUGAAAUAUUAAUGAUUACUUACUCUAGCUCUUACGUUUUGCGAUCGCUAAUGGCAUAUAGAAAUGGUAACGUGAAAAAAAGAACAAAGAAUUCGCCAUUAGUCUCCCGUCUAUUGUCAUGUCCUUUCGUCGAUGUUUGGAGUCGAGCACGAGCAGCUAUUUUGGGAUAUGCAAAAUAAUUAGCAUAGAUCGGAAGUGAAGUGUGAUUGGUUAGUUUUAAAUAAGCUCUCGUUUAUUACUGAAAAUGACGUCAAACACAUUCUUACAACGAAUUUUCUGUCUCAAAUAUCAGUCGCUCUCUUACCAGCGGGUCACAAGAAAUCUUUGAUUCCGAAAGUGAAGAUUUAGGAAGCGAUUUUCACUGAAGGUCGCGAUCUUUUACCACAAAGUCUUAAAACACAUGGCAGUGGUAGAGAAGAUGUACAGAUCGGAGAAUUCACUAGAGGAAGUAAACCGGACCCCAACAUGUCACCUGAACAGGAGUUCAGGAGCUCAGAGUUUUGAUAUAUCAUCGAAAACCGAUGUGACUGACUUCGCGAACAUUUAUUCACCGGAGAGAAAGAACCCUGUUUUGUCGUCAACAUACAGCCACAGAAACGGAUUUUCAAAGAGUAUGGUCGAUCUUUCGUCGCGAAACGGCUUUCGAAAGAGCGUCAUGUUCGAAGAAGACCUCUUUGCCCACAAGGAGAUGUUACAACGAGCUCGGAAUCGCUUUAAAGAAUUGGAACUUAAGUAUCCUGAAAUAUUCCAAAAUUCUACUAGAACCUCUUCGCUAUCGUCAACUGGUUCGAACCAGCGAAGUAGAAGCUUUGAUCGUUCCGAGUCGCUUGAACCGAAAUCAGUGGAGCAUCAAGAAAUACAAACAUCGAAAACAGAUACAUUACAAGUGCUGCGAAGUGGAAUAAACGAUCAAAGUUCCGAUGUUGUCACUAUAUCAAGGAAAAGGCCACCUCCUCUUUCGGUCGCCAUGAAACUUCAUAACCUCGAGGAUAGUUGUGAUAGCGCGUUCGAUGAAAUCGACCGUGAGUCGGUGCAUUCGAAGACGUCCCACGAACCGACGCCGACCUCUUUUAGUAAUGGCCACUUUCUGUACCCAGGGGAGAGCGUGGAAUCUGACAAGGACAGUGGAAUAUCCACUGAUCGUGCAUGUACUCCCAAUUCAAGGUCUUCUAGACCUCUGAGAUGGGUAGAUCCGCGUUUAAGCGGCACCCAGUCUCUUCCGCAAAAGUCGAAAAGUUUGACAGCCUUGUUGUCAGAGACCAAUUCCCAGGAGUUGGCCGGCUCCGAUUCUGACAGCCACAAAAGCCGCAGUAAAGAUCGGCGUGGGAUUCUAAAAUCUGUGGCUUACAGAAAUCAGGAAAUUCAGUCUGAAAGCCUGGACAUCCCUACAACUGCUAACAGCUCAACUUACAGCCAACAGAGACAGAAUCGAAGCGGAUCUUUGCCUGGACAAAUUAGACGGGGUUCAAGCAUCUAUCGAAGGAGCAUCUUUUCAGAGAGUCGUAGUUUCAGCAGAAGUCAAGAUGAGACUGAUUCAGAUGCAGAAACAGUUUGCAGUGUACAGAGUGAAUUUCUACUGCGUCCACACAUGUCAGCCCGUGAAAGAUAUUUCAGCACAUACCAGCUUAAUCCAAUAUCAGAGACUGAUACUAGGGACAUAAUGGUUCAAAAAUGGAGAAGCAUGCCUGAACUUGGUAGAAGCGAUAGUCUUGGUAGUGUUAUUACGCAAUCUUUGUAUGGCGACUCUCUACCUGCUGGUUUUGAUGAAAACAGGAAGAAGAAAAGGAAGUUUGGUCGCCGAUCUGGUCUUUAUGUGGUAAAUGAUGUGCCUGUUGGUGAGAAACCAAGGUUAUCUUUUGAUAAGGGUAAAAGCAAAAGCAAAAGCAAAAGUGGAAGUAUAUUUCACAAGAAGAAGUCCAAAAAAGAAUCUAUACAUGUGAAUGAGUUGACCAAGAAAUGGUUUGACUGCCGAACUGCAGUAAGCCGGCCAACAGGGGGCCAAAGUUUGGGGAGAAUCAUUGCCAUGCGUGAAGAUCUUGGAAGUGCUUAUGUUUUGGAAUUGCAGAGGAGCCCUGGUGGGCUGUUUGGAUUUUUCAUUCAGAAGGGUUUUCAGCAGUAUAAGAAAGGAGUGUUUGUAAGUCGUAUUAUGGAUUGCUCCUCUUCAAAGUUCAUGGCCGGCCUUCUAAAUCCAGGAGAUGAGAUUCUUGAAAUCAAUGGAGACAGCACUGCAAGUAAGACCAUGUCAGAAGUGCACAACAUCCUAGCAAACUCAAACAAGCUUGUUUUGACUGUGUUGCCAUUCCUUGGCCGAAAAGAUUGGUAACCAAGCCUUGCUGAAAUAAUGUUACUUAUUUUAUAAAUCCAAAAUAAAUGUGUCAAUUUAUGUUAGGUGUUUUAAAUUAUUUUAUUUUUGUGCUUGUACAGCUGUAAAUAUGUCAGGCAAUAUGAAAACAGGCAUGUUAUCGAAUAUUGAACAGGGUGUGACAUUUUUCAUUUUAGACGUCCUGGAGACAUGCACUUCUCUGAAGAGGUUGAAUUCAAAUGUUGUUAUAAAUGUAAUUUAUUUCACUUCAAUUUUCUUAAAAUUAAGUUUAAAUUAAAAAUUACAAGUUUUUAAGACCAUAAAAUUGUGGUUUGUCAGUGCUAUCUUCAAAACUGCUGUUAAGCUGGAUAGCUUUUAUAAAGUAAAACAAUUUUCAAGUACACUUUUUGUCAGUAAUGGCACUUGAAUUUGAAAAGGCAAUAAAAUAUUGCUCUUGAUUUUAGGUGUAAAGGGGAGUUACUUGCUCCUCCUCUGUACAUCAGUGUACAAACAAAGUAAGACUUUUUGAGCAAGUUAAUGUAUUUAUUAGCCAGUUCUGUCUAAUAGGCUGGCUUAUUCAUCGUCUUUUACUAGGCAUCAAUUAGCGUUGUUGUGGUAUCUCACGGUGAAGUGUUGCAUGACAACCCAAAUGAGACCUGUGAAAGAGACUAGUUUUCACAGUGACUGUAAAUAAAACAGCAAAGAUCA
Molecule: messenger RNA, 3720 nt
Organism: Orbicella faveolata
Lineage: Eukaryota; Metazoa; Cnidaria; Anthozoa; Scleractinia; Merulinidae
Biological process (GO): centrosome cycle
Molecular function (GO): protein binding
Source: RefSeq, a predicted model, not a curated record